Molecule: messenger RNA, 1827 nt
Organism: Patiria miniata (bat star)
Lineage: Eukaryota; Metazoa; Echinodermata; Asteroidea; Valvatida; Asterinidae
Product: proteasome subunit beta type-6-like
Exons: 6
Coding region: 97-801 (234 amino acids)
Cellular component (GO): proteasome core complex
Molecular function (GO): threonine-type endopeptidase activity
Source: RefSeq, a predicted model, not a curated record
AACUCUGUCAUUAUCGCACUGGUAACUGUAAAUUCGACAAACGUCUUUGUAAGGGAAAUAAUUCAGUCACGGAUACCAGUUAAUUUCAUUUACAAGAUGGCGCUCCCCAUGAUGACCGAAGUCAGAGGCACGACUGCUUCAAUUUGUGAGGCAAAUUCGCAGCUUCCAGCAUGGAUGAAGGCGGAAGAAAAAACAGGCACAACAAUUAUGGCUGUAGAGUUUGAUGGAGGGGUUGUCGUUGGUGCAGAUUCCAGAACAACAUCAGGAGCAUACAUCGGCAACCGGGUUACAGACAAACUGACCAAGGUACAUGACUCUAUUUACUGCUGUCGGUCUGGCUCAGCAGCAGACACACAAGCCAUAGCGGAUAUCGUCUCCUAUCAGCUAGAUUUCCAUAGCAUGAAUGAGGGUGAGCCACCUCUUGUCCGAACGGCAGCCAACUUGUUCAGGAACAUGUGUUAUGAGUACAGAGACUCUCUGUCCGCUGGGAUCCUGGUAGCUGGAUGGGACAAGGUCAAAGGAGGCCAGGUGUACUCCGUUCCCAUUGGCGGUAUGAUUGUACGUCAGGCGGUUGCUAUGGGCGGUUCAGGAAGCACAUAUCUCUAUGGUUACCUGGACUCCUCCUAUAAAGAGAACAUGACCAAAGAGGAAUGUCUACAGUUCAUUGCAAAUGGUCUGGCCCUGGCCAUGAUGCGAGAUGGCUCAAGCGGUGGCAUCAUCCGCCUAGCAACCAUCACAAAGGACGGUGUGGAACGAAAAACCAUUCUAGGCAACGAGUUACCGAGGUUCUACGAGGGAUAACUUUGUAUUUAGAAGUAAUUAAUGUAGUGUUAUUUUUCCUUUGUUAAACGUCGUCUUUUGUAAUGGUUGCUUUAUCCCAACCUUGUCAAAGCUUACUUAAAGGUAUACUUUCACGAGAAAGCACCCUUUUGGGCUCAAAAACGCAUUGACCAUGAAAUGAUAAUUACUGUAAUAUUCAGGCAAAAAAGUAUCAGACAUUAUUUUAAGGUGAAUAUUGAAUUUGUUUGGGUGAGGUAGAGUAAGAGUUGACUGAUAUUCUCUAGAUCUAUUUACCAGAAAACUUCUGAAUUGGCUAAAAUCUAACAUUGCAGUAACCCAAUGGUGCAUUCUUUGUUCACUAGCAAAAUUGCAUCACCUAGCGGCAGUGAAAGUCCGGAAUUCAUUCAAAGUCAUCUGUUGGAAAUUAGGGCCCAUCUCAAUUCAUAUCCAGGAUGAGUUCCAGACAAGUUCCAGACAUUGUAUCGGGUAUAAGUUGCAGGAAUCUAUAAAACAACGUCCCCGCAAUCUUCCCACAAUGAAGUUAUCAGUAUUGGUGAGUCAAGCAGUUGCUUAUGAAAAUUUCCCCGGAACAUGUCCGGGACAAAUGCAGAGUUUCUUCUGGACAAAGUGAACGAUUCUACCCGCAACUUGUCCGGAAUUCGUCCCGGAUAUGAACUGAGACGGGCCCUUAUUGUUGGGUAGUUGGUGCUAAGGUGUUCAUAAUAAAAAAUUCAGUCAGAUAAUAUGAAGGGAAUUAACCUUACACAUGCAAACUUCAGCACAAUGCAUAACUUUCUAAGAGAUGAGAUCAGUGUGACAUCACCAGCAAUUUGUUUGCUCAACUGUACCUUGACUUUAUUUGUUGUCUGACAAAGUGACAAAAUAUCCCAUAAAAUUCGCAACACAUUCACCAUUCUUUAUACAAGUAUACUGAAUGAUCUGUACUGAAGCUGUUUUCAUUUGUAAUACACGACUGAAUUUGCUAGGAUUUUUUUCAGAAUGUAUGCAUACACACAGAUGUCAAUAAAUAGUUACAACUGCACCAUC